Etheostoma cragini (Arkansas darter) is the source of this 1694-nucleotide messenger RNA. It is a transcript of the gene map1lc3b, whose product is annotated as microtubule-associated protein 1 light chain 3 beta. The record is from RefSeq and is a predicted model, not a curated record. Gene Ontology annotation, biological process: macroautophagy; autophagosome assembly; autophagy of mitochondrion. Gene Ontology annotation, cellular component: cytosol; autophagosome membrane; autophagosome. Gene Ontology annotation, molecular function: ubiquitin protein ligase binding. The transcript is spliced from 4 exons. Bases 231 to 611 code for a protein of 126 amino acids. NCBI's taxonomy places the organism in Eukaryota, Metazoa, Chordata, Actinopteri, Perciformes, Percidae.
AGCUGACAGUUUUGUUUUGCUUGCUCGAGCUCGUCCACAACACAGCCAGAGGAAGGAAGCGACGAGAUCAACCCGUCUCUAAACUACUGUCUCUUUUAGUUUUUAUUUUAACAAUAACAUACCAGCACAUGGGAACACGAAUAGUUUCAUAAAUACUUAUUUUAUAUUUUUGCCUUGAUACAGUCGAUACCUCCGUUUUUAUCUACUGUCAACUGGUUGACUUUGACGCAAUGCCUUCAGAAAAAACCUUCAAACAAAGAAGGACAUUCGAACAGAGAGUAGAAGAUGUCAGACUGAUCCGAGAGCAGCACCCCAACAAGAUACCAGUGAUCAUUGAGAGGUAUAAAGGAGAAAAACAACUUCCCAUCCUGGACAAGACCAAGUUCCUGGUGCCAGACCACGUCAACAUGAGUGAACUCAUCAAGAUUAUCAGGAGGCGCCUCCAGCUGAACUCCAACCAGGCUUUCUUCCUGCUGGCCAACGGCCACAGCAUGGUCUCGGUGUCGGCUGCCAUCUCCGAGGUCUAUGAACGGGAGCGGGACCAGGAUGGCUUCCUCUACAUGGUGUACGCCUCCCAGGAGACCUUUGGCACAGCCGCGACCGCCCAGUGAACAGCCUUCCUUCUUCUUCCACCUGGCAAGCGAUUGGACAAUUGUAGUUUUUAGUCCCCUCCAUGUUGCUUGCCACACACCUUUUAGUCUUGACUGUAAGAACUAAAACACAAACCGCUAAAUCUAACCACAGUGUACGAUCAUUUCCCAGCUCGGUCAUGAUCUCCGUAUUAUGACUGCAGUGAGCGAAUAUACUGUUUGGGUACCACCACUCUCAGUAGCAUAAAGCCACAAGGGUUAACUAAAACGGCAGAGUUUAAGUAGAGAAAUCCCCAAAUCGGACUAUGACUCAGGCCAAUAGUUUUAAAGUGUGUGUCUCUGCUUCCUUAUUGUGCUCUCUGGUGAAUCAUGUCCACCGCCAUGGCAAUGUACCACCUGUUGACCGUAGUUAUUUACAGCGUUGUGUGUCUCCUCGGCUGUAUUUAUGUUAAUGUAUAUGUACAUUUCAGGUAGUGAUAUUAUAUAAUAGUGGCGAGGCGCCACCAAUUAUCUAAAUAUACAUUAGCCAAUGAACAAAGCCAACCUUAAUUUUAAGGGUUUUUGGAGACGAGCAACAAUGAAAGUUGGAGGAUAUGUUUUUUUAAAGAAGCAUUUAAUUGCAGUUACAAGGUGGAACUUGGGGAUUUGUAGUCUGGAUUAGAGUACUUUUGCCAGAGAAAAAUGCUAAAUGAAGUAGAGAACACCCUUGUGAUUUGCAUUUCUGCUGUGUGUCUUAUCACAUUCCCUCAAUGGUCCUUUGGUGUUUUUAAACUUUCCUGCAUUGUAUCUUUAAGCAUCUUCACUGCAAUGAAAAACAUGUUGGGGAACUGCUUUUGCUUUUGAAAUGGAUGAUUGUAGUUUGCAAAAAAUGCCUUGGUCUACAGAUAUUGACUUCACAGCUUUGAAUAUAAAAGAGGUUCCAAUGCGAGUGUAACCAAGUUGACUUUGGAAACACUACAAGGAGCAUCUGAUUGCAUGUGUGAAUGGAGGAUGAUGGUAUUUCUGUAAAUGCUGAUUAGAGGAGAGGUGUUGCCAUUUUCCUUUCUUUUUAAUCUCCUUUGUCACAAGUAUUUAUUAAAGUGAUCAAGGAAUGAAGGAAGGUAA